CGCUUUGGUCUUUGUUGCUCGACCUUGUUCAAAAUAAGUUCCUGUUCCUUUAAGGGAUCUCUCCAAAAUUUACCGUAGUGACGUUGCGUAUAUUCCAUAUUCAGAGAAAGUCCAGUGGCGGAGUGUGGAUUCUCCUACUGCCAGAGCAGUCUCCUCCGGGUGCUGAGCAAAAGCAGAACAUUUUUUCAUCAUGAACACAGACAAAGAUCCUGAGUUUAGUACCCCAGAGGGAGACAGGAUGGACGUUUGCAGUGGGGUUGGAGAUGUGAAGCCACAGGAGGAAGAAGAAGAGAAGGAAGACAACUCAUUCAGUGAGAGUGGAAUGCAGAGUGCUGAAGGUGUGAAGGAUCCACAUGUGAUAAAAACAGAGGCAGAGGAGAUGGAAGAAAGCGAGCCGUACCCCAAGGCUGAAAAAGAGAGAGAGAUUGUGCUAAAAGAGGAGGCAGAGGGGGCAAGUGAGGACGGGACGGAGGAAGGAUUUGACGAGGAGAGGACAGAGGAGGACGAUGAUGAUGAGAGGGACAGGGAUGACGAGGGAGAUACCCUGAAUGAGCCACAGGACCUGUCGCUGGUGGACUACUCCCGUUAUGACAGCACCGCCCUGCCAGACGCCCACGCUGCAGCGGGGGCUGAUGCAGAUGGGACCUUUGUGCCUGGAGCUGUGGCCCCUCGCAUCCAGGCGACAGGCAAGCUCAACUGUGACAUCUGUGGCCUGUCCUGCGUCAGCAUCAACGUACUACUGGUGCACAAGCGCAGCCACACGGGUGAGAGGCCAUUCCACUGCAACCAGUGCGGGGCCUCCUUCACCCAGAAGGGAAACCUGCUGCGCCACAUCAAACUGCACUCUGGGGAGAAGCCUUUCAAAUGCCCCAUGUGCAGCUACGCCUGCCGUCGACGCGAUGCUCUGAGUGGGCACCUGCGCACCCAUUCUGUAGAGAAACCCUUCAAGUGCAACCACUGCAGUCGCAGCUACAAGCAGCGAAGCUCCCUCGAAGAGCACAGAGAGAGGUGCCAUGUGUACAUUCAGAGCAAAGGUGCCGCUGACAGAGAAGACAACCAGACACCCAGGACUCAGAUGGGCACUGAGCGUGCUCUGCUGCUCGACAGGCUCGCCAGCAACGUUGCCAAACGGAAGAGCUCGAUGCCACAGAAGUUUACCGGCGACAACGGUGUCUGCCUGGACCUGAGCUUCAACAGGGAGCUGGUCUACCGGACUGACGUCAAGGAGCCUCCGCCAGGCUCCCCAGGGCCUGACACUCACCCACAUCAGCAACAACCCAUCCUCACAGGGCCAGACGGCGACAUAGCUCCCUCUCGCAGGCCCUACCCGAUCCAGUUGACCCGCAACGACGUCAACCCCAUGGGCCUCACUAACGGCCACAAGAUGGGCAUGCCGCUUAUAGGUGUUCCUCACGCCACCCAGCCGCCCCCCAGCAUGGACUCGUUCCACACUGACAGCUCCCAGAUGCCCCAGCCUGUUAUGUACAGCUUAGGGCACCUGCUGGGAGGGCUUAACCAUCAGAACGGGAUCCCCCACCCGCACGCCCAGCCCAUCCCCUUGUCGCCGCUGGAGGCUUUACGGGUUGUACGGGCUGAUGGGGAGACCGGAGCCCUGCCAGGGGCAGUGUACCCCUGCGGCCACUGCAGGGUGAUCUUCCUGGACUAUGUCAUGUUCACGAUCCACAUGGGGUGCCACGGCUUCCGCGACCCACUCGAGUGCAACGUGUGUGGCCACCGCAGCAGAGACCGUUACGAGUUCUCUUCCCACAUAGCCCGCGGCGAGCACCGCCUAGAACUGAAGUAGCUUUCAUUCAUUGCUUACACACACAUGUGCUCAUUCAGAUAACCUUGUAUGAGCGUGCGCACACACACACACACACACACACACACACACACACAGAUUUACUCAUAUAAGUAGCUAGUGGUAUCAGAAAUGAAAGCAUGAAGUAGCAGCUAUCUCUCUCUCUCUCUGUCUUUUGUGUAUGAGUGUGUGUGUGUGUGUGUGUGUGUUUAAGAGAGAGAGACUGAGAGAGACGUUGGAGGAGUGUGAUGUGUGUCUGAGUGUUUUUAGUCAUGCCUUUUUCAUCUGAAAAGAUGGCCUGUAAAGUGUUUAUGCAGGAGAAAUUCUACUUCCUUUCAUCCCUGCUGUAACCACUGUUAAUAUCUUAAAGCCAUUUAUACAUUCAAAUGUUCAACAAAGUAGCAAAAUGAAUGCAUUUUUGUAUAUCUGCUGUUGUUUUUUAUUCCUGUUAUUUGUUGAAAGGUGUAAAAAAUAAAAGAUAACCUCUCUUUUUACUCUUCA
Messenger RNA from Plectropomus leopardus (leopard coralgrouper), 2302 nucleotides. RefSeq names its product zinc finger protein Aiolos-like. Gene Ontology annotation, biological process: regulation of transcription by RNA polymerase II. Gene Ontology annotation, molecular function: DNA-binding transcription factor activity; RNA polymerase II cis-regulatory region sequence-specific DNA binding. The record is from RefSeq and is a predicted model, not a curated record. NCBI's taxonomy places the organism in Eukaryota, Metazoa, Chordata, Actinopteri, Perciformes, Serranidae.